Cotesia congregata is the source of this 2022-nucleotide messenger RNA. Lineage: Eukaryota; Metazoa; Arthropoda; Insecta; Hymenoptera; Braconidae. The record is from the annotation of a GenBank genome assembly.
AUGGCGAUAUCAUUCUGCGCAAAGAGAAUUAAAAUUCUAAAAAGUUAUUCCUUUAACAAACUGACAGCUCGUAAUAAUGGAUUUAUUAUACUUCUUCCAGAAAUUGGGGAAGAUCUACCCGAAAAAGAUCCUCUUAUCAAAGCGGAUGGAUUCCCAGAGUUUAAUACCUUCUCAGUGGAGCGUGCCAUGGCUGCCGUAGGCAAGGAAACCACCACUUACGAGCAGGAGCUGUUGCAUGUCAGGUUGCAUACGACUUGGAACAUCACCAAGGCGCUUUACUUCGGCAACCAGAGCCUCAUGCCGACCCAGUACUACGAGUCCAUCCACACUACCAUGGCGAAAGCAAACUCCAUGCCCCACAUGAGUGUCCCGUUGUACAAAGCUUGGAAGAAAGCUCUGGAGAAUCCAGACAGCAAUCUUACACCGGCUCAGCAAAAAAUCAUCGAGAAGCACGCUCUGGAGGGCAGGUUGAACGGUCUGGACCUCGAAAGAAAGAAGCGGGAUCGUUUUACGUACUCGAAUAUUAAAAUCAACCAGAAGAGGAACGACUUUGCUCAGUGUAUUAAAUUCGCGACUAAGAUGUUCCGCACGACCAUUGACAAUCCUCAUAUAUUUAAGGAAUUCCCGGAGGAGUUUUUGAAGUUCACGGCUGUUAAUCCCAAUGAGUAUGAAAAGGUAAGCCGCGGAGCGCAGCGCGGCGAGAACACCCUGCGAACCAGCUCCACCCUCGAAGACAUCCGUGACCAUAAAAUGGAGCAAGCAAAACUCCUGGGCUACAAAUCCUUCUCCCACAUGAGCAUGGAGACCAAAAUGGCGGGCAGCCUAGAGAACAUCUACCGAGUGAUGGACAACCUCCUGGAGAUAGCUCGCCCCGCUCAAGAGAAAGAAUUCUCAGAGCUGACCAACUUCGCGAAAGACCGCGGAUUUACCGGCGAGCUGAUGGCCUGGGACAUCGACUACUGGAGCCGAAAGUACGCCAAGAGCGUGUACAACUUCAACGAGGAAGCUACCAGAGAUUACUUUCCCCUCCCACAAGUCCUAAAAGGUCUCUUCCAAUUGAUAGAAGAUUUAUUUGACGUCCGGAUCGUCGAAGCUCCAAUAAAGCCCGACGUGUGGCAUGCAGACGUAAGAUUCUUCGAAGUGUACGACCUGGCUGCCCAAUCGCCGGAACCAGUCGCUCAUUUUUAUUUAGACCCUUACGAGCGAGGCCGCAAGAUGGUCGCAGCUAAGACAGCUUCCUGGGCAGUUCCCAUCCAGCCGAGGAGUUUAGUCGCCGAGAAGAAGCCUCUAGUGGCGCUGAUCUUCAACUUCAAGCCUCCGGUAGGUGACAACCCGUCGCUGCUCACCUUCCAGGAUGUCACUUAUUUAUUUAAACAAGUCGGUCAUGCUCUGCAGCAUCUUUUGACCAAGGUUGACUACAGCAUGGUCGGAGGCACCAACUCCGUCCAGUGGGACGCUGUGGAGGUCAACAGCAAUGUCUUCGGCAACUGGCUCUACGAACCAGAGGUGCUAAAUUCCAUUUGCAGGCACCACAAAACGGGUGAGUCGAUGCCAGCUGACCAGCUGGAGAGCAUCCAUCAGAUGCGCAGGCACAUGGCGGGUUAUAAACUCUGCAAGGAGCUGUAUUUUGGAAGGCUUGACCUGGUCCUUCAUGAGGUUCCGGACUUUUGGGUUCCAAUUGUCGCUAAAUUGUAUAAACAACACUUUGUCUUUCCCCUGGAUAAAAUGGACUCGCAUUUGACAUCCUGGAGCGCGAUUUUUUCAGAAAACAUGGGCGCUGCUUAUUACAGCUACCUUUGGGCAGAAAUGCUCGCUGCUGAUGUCUACAGUGCCUUCCAGGAAAUCCCAGCUGGUGAUAAAGACCUCAGGAAACAAACUGGAGCUAGGUUUAGGGAGACUUAUCUCUCCUUGGGUGGUAGUGUUCAUGCUAGUCAAGUUUUUAGACAGUUCCGCGGUAGAGACCCUAAUUAUGAGGCUUUGUUGAGAAAUGUUGGGUUGAAAGAUAAUGAAGUUGAUGAUUGA